Peronospora matthiolae is the source of this 987-nucleotide messenger RNA. Lineage: Eukaryota; Oomycota; Peronosporomycetes; Peronosporales; Peronosporaceae. The record is from the annotation of a GenBank genome assembly.
AUGGUGAAGGCUGAAGAUUUAAGCAAGGCAUUCAGCACCGAGCGUGAGCCAUACAAGUGCACCUACUGUGGGAAGGUGGGACACACCGUCGAUCGCUGGUGGACCAGGCAGAAGAAUGAAAGUCGAGGAGCCCGACGCGGCGGCAAUGGUCGUGGACGCGGGGCGAACAAUGUCCAGUGGGGACAAUAUCGUGAUGAAUACAGCGACUACGAUCAAGCAGCGUUUGCAGCUUCGCUAGAGUGUGGACUCUCAGCGAAGAAGGACGUGUCCGGAAUGAGGGCCGUCGACAGUGGUGCAACACACCACAUAUGCCACGACAAGACUAAGUUGGCAAGAGUGAACAAGCGCAACGACGGUGAAAUCUUGGUGGCGGAUGGCAACAAAGUGGCCAUCAAGGGUGUUGGAACCAUCUUUGAAAAGGUGGUUCUGCCCGACGGUGAAGAGCACGAGAUCGAGAUCAAGAACGUCCUUUACGUGCCAAGCACGAGCAAAAAUCUACUUUCGUUACCGCAGAUCAACAAGCACGGCAAGUUUCAAGUCGUGUUCGACGGGACCAAGAUGUUUGUCGCUCGCAAAGGAUCGCAACAAGUGGUGGCAACAGCAGAUCUUGUGGAUGGCCUUUACUGGAUUCACACAGCUCAUCGAUCGGCCAAUGCGACAACAAACGGAUGCAACGGUGUCGACUUACAUGCGCGGAUGGUACACGCUCCAGCUGAUGUGCUUCGCAAAAUGGUGGUCACGAACAUGAUCAAGGAUGUGAAGGACAAGCGCAGAUACGACACCUUCGAGCUACUUCACGUCGACAUCUGCGGACCCAUGGAGAUGAAUUCUCUGGGUGGCAUCAAAUAUCUACUGCUGAUCGUUGACGAAGCCAGUAGACGUAUGAUGGGCUUCUGUCUACGUGUGAAGUCGGAGAGUGAAAACUGCAUCACACGAUAUAUCAAGAUGGUGCAAGCGCAGUAUGGCAAGAAGGUCAAGCUCGUCUGA